AUGCCACCAAUUCGCAAAAAAGGCCCCCUAAAAUCCACUCAGGAUGAGGGAAAGAUCGAAUUAGCUAUUUCCGAUUUAAAAAAUGGAAGAAUUCGCAGUAUUCGUGAAGCUGCAAGAAUCUAUAUGGUUGCUCGUACAACUCUUCAAGAUCGAAUGAAAGGAGUGCCGUAUCGACAAAUAACACGCGCCAACAACCAUAAAUUGAGUCAAUCUGAGGAGGAUUCGCUUGUCAAAUGGGUGCUUGAUUUAACUAAACGUGGAUUACCGCCCCGGCACUUUCUCGUACGAGAUAUGGCUAAUUAUCUUCUCUCACAACAUGGAGAUCAACGGGUUGGAAAUAAAUGGGUAUAUAAUCUUGUUCAACGUCGCCCAGAGAUUGAAUCCAAAUUCUCACGAAAAUACAACUACGAACGUGCCAAAUGUGAAGAUCCAAAGAUUAUACAAGGCCAUUUUGACCGCGUACGAGAUAUAAUAUCUGAGUACGGCAUCUUACCAGAAGAUAUCUAUAAUUUUGAUGAGACGGGCUUUGCUAUGGGACUCUGCGCAACUGCAAAGGUUAUUACUGGAAGCGAUCGAUAUGCUCAGCCAAAGCUUCUACAGCCUGGAAAUCGAGAAUGGGUGACUGCAAUUGAGGCAACAAAUUCAACCGGAUGGGCUCUGCCUUCCCUCUUGAUGUUGGCUGUUUUGCAGUUCUAA
Molecule: messenger RNA, 696 nt
Organism: Talaromyces stipitatus ATCC 10500
Lineage: Eukaryota; Fungi; Ascomycota; Eurotiomycetes; Eurotiales; Trichocomaceae
Exons: 2
Coding region: 1-696 (231 amino acids)
Cellular component (GO): nucleus
Molecular function (GO): DNA binding
Source: RefSeq, a predicted model, not a curated record